AUGCUUCCAAUCAGGAAAAUAGGCUGGACCAGCCUUCAAGCUCUCCGAUCGCACCUGGCUGGUAAGCUCAUCAGAUUUAAGAGAAAUGAAAAUGCCGUCGGAGGAAACCCCACGCGACAGGUGCAGAACGAUGCCGCUUUCUUCGAAGCGGACCUACGUUACAUCUUCACGAUGAUACCUACGGUUGCAGAUGUCCCGUACAAUGAGCACAAAGAGGACAGUGAGCUGAAUAAAAUAUUGCAUGAUCUCCUCACUGCUCUGGAUGGCAUGGUUAAUCGCUGUGUAAUCGACUCCUUCGACGCGCCGAGGACAGAAGAAUCCAAGCUCCAAUCGCACGAUACAACGCUUCUUAAUUACUACCCACAAUUAUACACGAUGCUCACCAUUUUGGAGGCUUCCGCGGGCCAAUUCAACUUGACAACUGGUCAAGGCUCACCGCUCUUCGUACUACCUGAAGGCCAACUCGGAAUAUUGCCUUGA
Molecule: messenger RNA, 480 nt
Organism: Penicillium angulare
Lineage: Eukaryota; Fungi; Ascomycota; Eurotiomycetes; Eurotiales; Aspergillaceae
Exons: 1
Coding region: 1-480 (159 amino acids)
Source: RefSeq, a predicted model, not a curated record